This is a messenger RNA of Coniophora puteana RWD-64-598 SS2, 1243 nucleotides long. RefSeq lists its product as uncharacterized. Gene Ontology annotation, biological process: protein import into mitochondrial matrix. The coding region runs from base 33 to 1106 and encodes 357 amino acids. The record is from RefSeq and is a predicted model, not a curated record. The transcript is spliced from 5 exons. Gene Ontology annotation, molecular function: transmembrane protein transporter activity. Gene Ontology annotation, cellular component: mitochondrial outer membrane; mitochondrial outer membrane translocase complex. NCBI's taxonomy places the organism in Eukaryota, Fungi, Basidiomycota, Agaricomycetes, Boletales, Coniophoraceae.
GUUUCUCUCGCGCGUUCUGGUCCAGCUCUCGUAUGGCGUCUCCUCAAUCUGCGUUUCCUCCUGUAAAUGGCCUCGCAGACGUGGCCUCGCCGCCAACGCCCAUUGUUCCUCCUGUAGUGCAGCCAUCGAAGUCAGCAUUCUCCCCCUUGACCAGCAUUUACUCUCGCUUCUCCGCAUGGAGGGACUCUCUCGGCCUCCCCAAUCCCGGCACAGCCGAGAAUUUGCAGAAAGAAGUCAAGUCCACCCACUUGACUAACUUCAUCUUCGAUGGCGCGCGUGCCGACUUGACCAAGAGCCUGUCCAUGAACCCCGCGUUCCAGCUGACGCAUUCGUUUGCGUUGGGCUCCCAGACAGUUGCUCCAUCAUACAACCUUGGUGCUGUGUUCGCAAACAACAACACUCUCCUCCAAGGCAGCAUCGACCAUGAUGGAAAUGUUAAUGGUCGGAUGAACCAGGGAUGGACGGAGAACAAUGUGACGCGAAUGCAGGCUCAGCUAUCGUCACGAGCUGGCCAGAACAUGAUCCAGGUUGAGCAGGAUUACCAGGGCAAGGAUUUCUCUUUGAACGCCAAGGCGGUCAAUCCCUCACCCGCAGAUCUCUCGGGUAUUUACAUUGGAAGCUACUUCCAGUCGUUAACCAAGAACCUUGCUGUGGGUUUUGAGACAUUAUACCAGCGCCCCACACCGGAGAUGGCGGAGAUGACGACCUCCUACCUCGCCAAGUACACCGGCACGAACCGGGACUGGAUUGCCACCGCACAGUUACAACCAGCCGGCAUCCUGCAGGCCUCGUACUGGCAGAAGUUCGGCGAGAAGGUCGAGGUCGCCGCUGACCUACAGUGUAUUGCCGCUCCUCAGCGGAGAGACGCUAUCGCCACCGUCGGCGCCAAGUAUGACUUGCGCAUGGCUACAUUCAGGGCGCAGCUUGAUUCGACCGGCAAAGUUUCCGCUUUGCUUGAGCAGCGUUUCGCGCCAACAUUCUCAUUCUUAGUGUCGGGAGAGCUUGACCACUUCAAGAACGCCGCCAAGGUUGGCGUCGGUGUGAUGAUUGAGAGCUCUACGCUCACCCCUGAGGAGAUGGGCAUGCCUCCUCAAGUCCCCGUAUAGUGAAACACCAUUAGAUUUCUAUUGCUAGAACCAUAUAUUGCAUAUAGUAUAAUCAGACAUUCCCCUACUCUUACGCAUGAAAAUAGUUACUGGACGACGAGCAUGGGCUGGACCAGCAAGCUUGAAAAUCAUUUACG